Molecule: messenger RNA, 611 nt
Organism: Trichogramma pretiosum
Lineage: Eukaryota; Metazoa; Arthropoda; Insecta; Hymenoptera; Trichogrammatidae
Exons: 3
Coding region: 52-384 (110 amino acids)
Source: RefSeq, a predicted model, not a curated record
UUUUCGUUAAUCUCAAUCCUUUUUUUUCGACAGUGUAUAGGUAUUAUAAUAAUGAGUUUAGAAGUUGAUGCAAUAAACGAGGUGGCCCUGACUGCCGGGGAUACUUUUCUCAUGUUGAUGGCAACAGCAUUUAUGAUAGGAACUGCAAUUUUCAUAAUAAGUUACAUAUUUUCACCUGUUUCUGAAGCUAUUAUUGGAAAAACUUUCUAUGAAAUUAUUUACAAUUCAUGUGCCUUAUUUUUUUUAUUAAUUGCUUCCAUUACUGUGAUUGCACAAGAAAGUAAUAGAGCCUUCGGAGCAAAAUUAGCUUCAGCUAUUUUGGGAUUGAUUGAUGGUAUUUUGUAUGCUCUAAGCUUGGCGCUAGCAGUGAAAUAUAAAGUUUAAAACUUCAUAACAACUCUACAACAAAAAUUUAAUGCGAAUACUGUAAUUUCAAGUUUUGUAAAGACAGUAAUCAAAAGUAAAUUUAAAUAUAAUGUGUAACCGAUUGUUAAAAAAAGUGUAUUGUGUAAUAUUGCGAUAACUUCCAACGUUAGCGAUUGGCUAUUAAAUAUCUUCGCUAAUGUAACCAUUUUUUAUCUAAUAAAAUAUCAAUUAUUCUUCUAUUAACA